Molecule: messenger RNA, 876 nt
Organism: Acaulospora morrowiae
Lineage: Eukaryota; Fungi; Glomeromycota; Glomeromycetes; Diversisporales; Acaulosporaceae
Source: the annotation of a GenBank genome assembly
AUGGAUGAGUUGAACGUUGAAGAAAAACUUAAAAUUGUCUCUGGCUUCUUGCUUGAAAGUCCUCCUGGAGAAAUUAAUGAUGUUUAUAAUGGUAUGUUAACAUUCAGUAGCUCCUCAGCAUAUGGAAUUUUAAUGGGAGAUGAUGAAGAAUUCGAUAGAGGAAUCAAGCAGGCUUUACGACAAUACAAUACUGAGCAAUAUGUAACUGCGACCCUCCCUGGACAAGAAACCAAGGUGAUAGUAUCCAAAUUUGGACAAAUCGAAGAAGAUUUAUAUUUGGAUCCAAAGUCGCAGCAAACCUUCAAGUUUGACCAUUUGCUUCACACCGUAACUGAUGUUCAGCCAUAUACUGUAGAUGAGACGACGGAACAUUUAAGAUCUACGAUUGAAACCGCAAUUUCCGAUUACAUUACAGAUCAUUAUCCUGAUGGCGUUUCAACAGUAUAUUAUACUGAUGGAACUUAUACGGUUGCUAUAGUGGAUGAUAAAUUCAAUCCACAAAACUUAUGGAAUGGUAAAUGGCGUUCAACUUGGGUAAUUUCUCCUGAUUCAGAUGAACUAAAAGGGACUAUCAAAGUAAACGUCCAUUAUUACGAAGAUGGAAAUGUGCAGUUAAAUUCUUCCAAAGAAAUCGAGAUUACGGCUUCUGCAAGUUCCGAGGAUCCAGCCGAACGGGCUGCAGCAUAUGUCAAAUCAAUUAACAAGGCCGAGGAAGAUUACCAAAGUGCGUUGAAUGAAUCAUAUCUUGACCUAUCGGAAAAUACGUUCAAGGGAUUGAGGCGAGCUCUCCCGUUAACGCGUCACAAAAUUGAUUGGGACAAGGUCCUAAAUUAUAAGAUUGGUCAAGAGCUUGCAACCAAGGCAACAAUAGAAUAA